UCAAACGCCGUUCUCCAAAGAGUAUCGCGUUAUCCCUGCUGAGUGCAACUGAAACUCGCCGCUGCACUACUAUCUCAGUCACAUCAAGGCGUUUUAUUUGUUUUUAAUUUUAAUUUAUUGGGGUUUGGGAAAUGGAGAAUGGCGGUUCGGGUGGAGAAGAGCCCGCUAAUUGGGACGAGCUGUACAACAUCAAUUUGAUGCCCUCAGAAUUCUUUCUCAAGUUCAGGAAAGAACUCGAAGGUUUUCGUGUUGGCGUCAAUCUGGAGUUCUAUAAUUCUCCAACCAAUGAGUACCUGGCAAAACUGGUUUUGAAGCCUUUGUCCCCUGAUCGGAGAUGGAAAUUCAUGUACGAGCCUUUGCAUCAUGAAGUGCGCCUUUUUUCUUCAAAGAUCCCUGUAACGAAGUUUUUGAAUCUUCAGGUAGGAGUAGGCCAUAGCUUUCAGUCGCAUGCAACUGGCUGGAAAUGGAAGCUUACUACGUGCUUGGGUGGAGAUGGUGUAUCUAGGAUACGGAAUAAGACAUCACUUGGCUUGUGCCCUGGUGUAGAUUUCCGUUUUGGGUGGAGAGCGGAUUAUGUUCUUCCAGAAAUUACUGGGGCUUUAGGUACUGAGGAACCGUUGUUCAACAUGAAUUCUGGACGGUUACAAGCCUCACUUGAUAGAGUUGAGGCCAUUUUUACCCAGUAAAUAAUUUAGACUAGCUCUCGAUGCAAUGAGCGGGAUUGUGGAAGAUAUGGUCUGGUGGUGUUUGAAUGGCAUCAAUGACCACCCAUAGCCAGCUGCGUACAUCUUAAGUUCUUAACUAGGAAUCGAUCUCCACGAGUGUUGACCACUGACGAAAUUGGGAGUCUCCCCUUCUGCGUCGGGAAUUUGAUAUAAUGAAAUGGCUUCAUACAUCAAAUAUUGCAGACUUACAUGGCUACAUUGGUAAUUCAGUAUCCAGAUUCAUUGUAUAACUACUGCUGGGUAUCUAUUCCCCCCCCC
Messenger RNA from Ipomoea nil (Japanese morning glory), 983 nucleotides. RefSeq lists its product as uncharacterized. Bases 132 to 686 code for a protein of 184 amino acids. The transcript is spliced from 6 exons. NCBI's taxonomy places the organism in Eukaryota, Viridiplantae, Streptophyta, Magnoliopsida, Solanales, Convolvulaceae. The record is from RefSeq and is a predicted model, not a curated record.